This is a messenger RNA of Diatraea saccharalis (sugarcane borer), 534 nucleotides long. NCBI's taxonomy places the organism in Eukaryota, Metazoa, Arthropoda, Insecta, Lepidoptera, Crambidae. The record is from the annotation of a GenBank genome assembly.
AUGAGUUCCUCAACUUUCUUAUUGAUUUGCCUUCAGGCUUUGCUUAUCCAGAAUGUCUACAGUCAAAUCUUGAAUAAUAAUUUGGGAAUUGGAGGUCUCAUUAAUAACGGCCUUGGCCUCAACGGUCUUGGUAUUAACAACCUUGGUAUUGGCAACGCUGGUUUAGCUGUAGCCGAAGUAAACAACAUUGGCUUUAAUGGUCUUGGUAUUGGUAACAUUGGCCUUGGUCUUGGUAACGCCGGUUUGGCUGUAAGUGGAUUGAACAACGCUGGCUUAGGUGUAGCCGGCCUAGGAUAUGGCGCUGGUAUAGGCGUACAAAACGUGGCUGCAACGUCCCAGGUGCCCGUCACCGGCCCGUUCACCGCUAGUGGCAACGCUGAGCUCGUGGUCGGAGGUGACUUUGGCGUCGGCGGUCAAGCUGUAAUCGGUGGCCAGAUCCCAGUACUCGGUGCUGUUGGCUUCUCUGGUGCGAUACCCGCCAGUGGCGUCGUCUCAAUCGCUGGCAACUGCGGCUGCUCAGCUAUACCUUUAUAA